GCGGCCGCUCCAGCAGGCUCAGCGGCGGCGGCCGGUUGGCGGCGGGGCAGGAGCGCGAGGUACGGGCGCUGGGGGUCGUUUUCGUGUGCGACCGCAGCCCACGUCGCUAUGAAGCCGCUGUGGGGACUCGUUCUGGCGUGUACGCUGCUCCUGGCCGUAUCGGUUAGAGCUGAAGAAGUGGAUGUAGAGGGGACCGUGGAAGAUGACUUGGGUAAAAGCAGAGAAGGGUCCCGAACAGAUGAUGAAGUUGUGCAGAGAGAGGAAGAAGCUAUCCAACUAGAUGGCCUAAAUGCAUCCCAGAUCAAAGAAAUCCGAGAAAAAUCUGAGAAGUUUGCAUUUCAAGCAGAAGUCAACAGAAUGAUGAAACUUAUUAUCAAUUCUUUGUAUAAAAAUAAAGAGAUUUUCCUCAGGGAACUUAUUUCAAAUGCUUCGGAUGCUUUAGAUAAGAUACGGUUAAUAUCCUUAACUGAUGAAAAUGCUCUGGCUGGUAAUGAGGAACUUACUGUCAAAAUCAAGUGUGACAAAGAGAAGAACAUGCUUCAUGUUACAGAUACGGGUAUUGGCAUGACAAAAGAGGAGUUGGUUAAAAACCUGGGUACCAUUGCAAAGUCUGGUACAAGUGAAUUCUUAAACAAGAUGAAUGAAAUGCAGGAUGAUAGCCAGUCAACAUCUGAGUUAAUUGGCCAGUUUGGUGUUGGCUUUUACUCUGCUUUCUUAGUAGCAGACAGAGUUAUUGUCACAUCAAAACACAACAAUGAUACUCAACAUAUUUGGGAAUCUGAUUCAAAUGAAUUCUCUGUGAUUGAUGACCCAAGAGGAAACACUUUAGGACGUGGCACAACCAUAACCCUUGUUUUGAAGGAGGAAGCAUCUGAUUAUCUUGAGCUGGAUACUGUUAAGAAUCUAGUAAAGAAAUACUCACAGUUCAUAAACUUCCCCAUAUAUGUGUGGAGCAGCAAGACAGAGACUGUUGAAGAACCCAUUGAAGAGGAGGAAGCAAAGGAGAAAGAAGAAACAGAUGAUGAUGAAGCUGCAGUUGAAGAAGAGGAAGAAGAAAAGAAACCAAAGACUAAGAAGGUUGAAAAGACUGUCUGGGACUGGGAGCUCAUGAAUGACAUAAAACCAAUCUGGCAGAGACCGUCUAAAGAAGUUGAAGAAGAUGAAUACAAAGCUUUUUACAAAACCUUUUCCAAGGAACACGAUGACCCAAUGGCUUACAUCCACUUCACUGCUGAAGGGGAAGUAACUUUCAAAUCUAUCUUGUUUGUUCCUAAUUCUGCUCCACGUGGCCUGUUUGAUGAAUAUGGAUCCAAAAAAAGUGAUUUCAUUAAGCUGUAUGUUCGAAGAGUGUUCAUCACUGAUGACUUCCAUGACAUGAUGCCCAAGUAUCUUAACUUCGUUAAGGGUGUUGUGGAUUCUGAUGAUCUUCCUUUGAAUGUAUCUCGUGAAACACUUCAGCAGCAUAAAUUGUUAAAGGUGAUCAGAAAAAAACUUGUUCGCAAAACUCUUGACAUGAUAAAGAAAAUUGCUGAAGAAAAAUACAAUGACACAUUCUGGAAAGAGUUUGGUACUAAUGUAAAGCUUGGAGUUAUUGAGGAUCACUCCAAUCGUACACGACUGGCUAAACUUCUUCGCUUCCAGUCUUCUCAUCAUGAAAGCAACCUCACAAGCCUUGACCAGUAUGUGGAAAGAAUGAAAGAGAAGCAAGAUAAAAUUUACUUCAUGGCAGGUGCCAGCAGGAAGGAGGCUGAGUCUUCACCAUUUGUUGAACGCCUUCUGAAAAAGGGUUAUGAAGUGAUUUAUCUUACUGAACCAGUAGAUGAAUACUGUAUUCAGGCUCUGCCAGAAUUUGAUGGCAAGAGGUUUCAGAAUGUAGCUAAAGAAGGAGUUAAGUUUGAAGAAAGUGAGAAGUCUAAGGAGAGUCGGGAAGCCUUGGAAAAGGAAUUUGAACCGCUCUUAAACUGGAUGAAGGACAAAGCUCUAAAAGACAAGAUCGAAAAAGCUGUGCUAUCUCAACGUUUAACCCAGUCUCCCUGUGCUCUUGUGGCUAGUCAGUAUGGAUGGUCUGGUAACAUGGAAAGAAUCAUGAAGGCUCAGGCUUACCAAACUGGGAAAGAUAUAUCUACAAAUUACUAUGCUAGCCAAAAGAAGACAUUUGAAAUUAAUCCCAGGCAUCCACUGAUCAAGGACAUGCUGAGGCGAGUCAAGGAAAAUGAAGACGACAAAACAGUUUCAGAUCUUGCAGUGGUAUUGUUUGAAACUGCAACUUUGAGAUCAGGAUAUAUGUUACCAGACACCAAAGAAUAUGGAGACAGAAUAGAAAGGAUGCUUCGUUUAAGUUUAAACAUUGACCUGGAUGCAAAGGUGGAGGAGGAACCUGAGGAGCCUGAAGAUGCAGCUGAGGAGACAGAGCAAGAUGAAGAGGAGGUUGAUGCUGAUGCUGAAGACAGUGAAACACAGAAGGAAUCCACAGAUGUGAAAGAUGAACUGUAAGCUCCACUCAACUACUGUCCUGCAUUGGGGGGUUAAGAGGGAAAGAGGGAAUGUGAAUUAGAUUGUUGUGGUUUUUUCCACUGCAAGAUGUUGAGGGAUGGUAAUGGGGUUUAAGGGUGAAGGAGGAUUUUUUUUUUUAAGUUCACUUUUCUAAAAACAUUCCUCAUGAAUGUAAAUUUGUAUUAUUUAACUGACUUGGUGUAAAAUCUUGUCAUGUACAAAAUAAAAUGAUCCCAAACACCA
Pezoporus occidentalis (night parrot) is the source of this 2736-nucleotide messenger RNA. RefSeq names its product heat shock protein 90 beta family member 1 (gene HSP90B1). Gene Ontology annotation, biological process: protein folding. Gene Ontology annotation, molecular function: ATP binding; ATP hydrolysis activity; ATP-dependent protein folding chaperone. Bases 109 to 2493 code for a protein of 794 amino acids. Gene Ontology annotation, cellular component: endoplasmic reticulum; perinuclear region of cytoplasm. NCBI's taxonomy places the organism in Eukaryota, Metazoa, Chordata, Aves, Psittaciformes, Psittacidae. The record is from RefSeq and is a predicted model, not a curated record. The transcript has 18 exons.